CUUUGUGACAGAAGGCGGCUGUGUUCCAACGUUCCAACCCCUGCAGCCGGGCUCAGGUUGUACUCAUCCCCAUUCCGGUAGAUGCUGCUAGACCUGCUGAGCCAUUCCAGCAAUUCCUGUUUGUGUUGAAGCCCCCUAGAGCUUUUGACAGUUUCAUGACAGAAUGCAUGAUUUCACUAUGGAUAAAGAAGCAAGUCGUUUGGAGAAGGACUAUGUUCAUGAUGUUUAUGAGAGGAUCGCCCCUCACUUCAAUGACUCUCGUUAUAAGGCCUGGCCCCGAGUACGACACUUCCUGUUGGAACAAGAACCUGGCAGUCUCAUCGCAGAUGUUGGAUGUGGAAAUGGAAAGUACCUUUGUAUCAACAAGCAGGCCUACAAAGUAGGUUGUGACUAUUGUCUGCCCUUAGUAGAAUCAGCAAGGGAGCAGAGCUAUGAAGCCAUGGUAUGUGACAGCCUGCAUUUACCAUAUCGGGACCAGUGUUUUGAUGCCAUUCUAUCAAUAGCAGUGAUACACCAUUUUUCCACAAAAGAACGUCGUGUUCAAGCAAUAAAAGAAAUGGCGAGAAUUUUGCGAGUAAGAGGGAAAAUGAUGAUCUAUGUUUGGGCAAUGGAACAAAAUCGACGUAAAUUUGAAAAGCAAGAUAUUUUUAUUCCAUGGAACCCUACACCACCACCAUCCAGGUCCAAAAUUCUAAAUGAACAAAAUACAUCAAUCCAACAAAUUAAUAAUGAAUUUUUUCAUAAAGGCAAACCUUUAAAUUCAAAUAAACUGGCAAGCAGUGAAUUCAGUUUGUGCAAAAAACACAUUAAAGGAAACCAAGUUUCCUCUUUGGUAAUGGCGAAUACAUUACUGUUUGAAAAAUCUUUAAAUCUGUGGAUAUUUUCUCAAUCCCUGAAUUCUUCACAACAGUUCAGCAGCAAUAAUAGAACAAAAUCCCCUAAAGAGAUAUGGAUGUUUGGGGAUUACAUUUCUUCAUUUAAAACAAAUAUUAAGUUCUCUGAACAAAGAAAAACUGACAAUAUGACCAGAUUUGUUUCUAAUGUAUUUUCCUAUGGGCAACAUUCUGAAGAUGGUUUUGAUGUCCUUUCCAAGUCACAAUCACUUCGCCAUUACAACAUUUCAGAUCCCCACACCCUGUUCUUUGAACAUCCAUGCGUGGGAUCAUUUAAAGUCCAGGAGUCUUCCAGCAUUUUACAUCGAUGUUCUGAAGUUUCCUUGCCUGAUCUUACUUCACAGCCCUUAUUCCAAAAUGAGUCUCUCAAUUGCCUGAGUGAAAAUAAGUCUGCAAGUGACUCCACCUUUGAGAACAUCAACAGUGUGCAUCCACAAAUGCAGAGAAAUGUGACUACUGACUCAAGUAACUGGCCUUUGGAGUCUCAGGUUUUGGCAAAAGACAAAAACGAUCAGACUAAUUACAACAGUACUUGCCUCAGAUACUAUCAUGUUUUCAAACAAGGGGAGCUUAUUGAACUAAUAGAAAAACACAUCAAAGAUCUGCAAGUGAUUCAAGCAUAUUAUGACCAUGCUAACUGGUGUGUUGUUGUGGAAAAAGUCAGAGUUUGCAAAAUUUGAGAUUGCACCAUGACCUUGCACUAAGAGUAAGGCUAAUAAUUAGUUAUACGUUUUCGCAUCUUUUAGAAGUGCUUGCAUAUAGUUUUGAUGUGCUUUAUUUAAGUUGUUAGUGAUGUGCCUUUUAACAUUACAGAU
Molecule: messenger RNA, 1708 nt
Organism: Hemiscyllium ocellatum (epaulette shark)
Lineage: Eukaryota; Metazoa; Chordata; Chondrichthyes; Orectolobiformes; Hemiscylliidae
Gene: trmt9b
Product: tRNA methyltransferase 9B
Exons: 5
Coding region: 164-1573 (469 amino acids)
Biological process (GO): tRNA wobble uridine modification
Cellular component (GO): cytoplasm; nucleus
Molecular function (GO): tRNA binding; S-adenosylmethionine-dependent methyltransferase activity
Source: RefSeq, a predicted model, not a curated record